GACUGGCUGACAAAAUUUGGGUAUCUGCCUCCUCCAGACCCUGUCACGGGGCAGCUGCAGACACAGGAGGAGCUCACCAAGGCCAUCACUGCCAUGCAGAGGUUCGGGGGGCUCGAGGCCACAGGGAUCCUAGAUGAAGCCACACUGGAGCUGAUGAAGACCCCUCGCUGCUCUCUGCCAGACCUCACCAUCACAGAGACCAGGAGGAAGCGAUUCGCACAAGCUCUCACCAAGUGGAGCAAAAGGAACUUGUCCUGGAGAGUUCGCACCUUCCCAAAAGAGUCCCACCUGGGCCACGACACAGUCCGAGCCCUGAUGUACUAUGCCCUGAAGGUCUGGAGUGACAUUACCCCUCUGAAUUUCCAUGAAGUGGCAGGAAACAACGCUGACAUCCAGAUAGACUUCUCCAAGGCAGAUCACAAUGAUGGCUAUCCCUUUGAUGGGCCUGGUGGGACGGUGGCACAUGCUUUCUUCCCUGGAGACCACCACACAGCAGGGGACACUCAUUUUGAUGAUGAUGAGUAUUGGACCUUCCGAUCAUCAGAUGCUCAUGGGAUGGAUCUAUUCGCUGUAGCUGUCCAUGAAUUUGGCCAUGCCAUUGGCUUGACCCACAUCUCUGCCAUAGAGUCUAUCAUGAGACCCUACUACCAAGGUCCUGUGGGGGAUCCUCUGAAGUAUGACCUGCCUUACGAGGACAAAGUCCGAAUCUGGCAGCUCUAUGGAGUCAGGGAAUCUGUGUCCCCCACAGCCAAGCCUGAAGUAGGCAAAGCAGAUGACCAUCCUAUCCUGCCAGAGCUGCCAGAGAACCGCUCCACUGUCCCGCUCAGGCGGGACAUGCCUAACAGGUGCAACACACACUUCGACGCGGUGGCCCAGAUCCGGGGAGAGGCUUUCUUCUUCAAAGGCAAGUACUUCUGGAGACUGACCCGCAAUAAGCACUUGGUCUCCCUCCAGCCGGCUCAGAUCCACCGUUUCUGGCGGGGCUUGCCGCUCAACCUGGACAGCCUGGAUGCAGUCUAUGAGAGAAUCAGUGACCACAAGAUUGUCUUCUUCAAAGGAGAUAGAUACUGGGUCUUCAAAGACAAUAAUGUGGAGGAAGGAUACCCACGGCCCAUUUCAGACUUCGGUCUGCCACUGGGAGGAAUCGACGCCGCUUUCUCCUGGGCCCACAAUGACAAGACUUAUUUCUUUAAGGACAAUCUCUACUGGCGCUAUGAUGACCAUGAGCGGAGGAUGGAUCCUGGGUACCCUUCAGAGACCAUCCUGUGGAAGGGCAUUCCAAGCCCUUUAGAUGAUGCCAUGAGGUGGUCAGAUGGUGCAAGUUACUUCUUCAGGGGAAAGGAGUACUGGAAGGUACUGGACAGUGACCUGGAGGCCCAGCCUGGUUACCCCCAGUCCAUUGCCAGAGACUGGCUGGUAUGCAGUGACAUGCAGGCUGACUCCCCAGAGGCAGCUGGGAGCAGCAGGACUGGGGCACGUUCCAAACCAGGGCAGCAUGACGAGAGCCGCUCCGAAAACGGCUACGAGGUCUGUUCCUGCACCUCAGGAGCCUCUUCCCUAUCCCUGCAGGCUCCCCCCGUGCUCAGACUGACAGCCAGCCUCGUGCUGAUGGCUGUGUGGACAGCAGCACUGCUGUGUGCAGCCCUAUGA
Molecule: messenger RNA, 1650 nt
Organism: Acanthisitta chloris (rifleman)
Lineage: Eukaryota; Metazoa; Chordata; Aves; Passeriformes; Acanthisittidae
Gene: MMP17
Product: matrix metallopeptidase 17 (membrane-inserted)
Exons: 9
Biological process (GO): collagen catabolic process; proteolysis; extracellular matrix organization
Cellular component (GO): extracellular matrix
Molecular function (GO): zinc ion binding; metalloendopeptidase activity
Source: RefSeq, a predicted model, not a curated record